AUGACAUACGACCGAAGCAAAGUCGUGGGGCGGUCAGUUGUCCCGCGGCAGCAGAAGGAAGCACAGGAGAUGACUAGUCUGAGGGCGGUGUUGCUGGUUGCAGCUGUGGCGUACGGGGCGGAAGCGGCGAGUCUCUGCAGCGGCGUGGGCGGCUGCAAAUCUCGUCAGGAUGCCGUUGACCCGCUGACCAAGGACGACCUGGGCGAGCUCCGCGGAGAGAACCUCGAGGUCGCACCGCCACUUGAGGAACGAGAGAAACUGAGGUCCAGCAGCGCCAUCCACCCCUGGCCCGGCGCGCAGGUCCCGUAUGCCGUGUGGGGCGCCCAGGCCACCAAGGACAUGGUCGAGACGGCUCUGAGUUUCCUCGAAGACCACACGUGUGUCAACUUCACGAAGCGAGACGGGGAGGCGAGGUACCUGCUCAUCAAGGAAGGCGACGGCGGAUGCUGGACGUCAAGUCUUGGCUACCCUUCCUCUGACAAAAAGGUGACGAUAAACCUAGGUCCUGGCUGCGUGCACGGUUCUCAAAUCAGGCACGAAGUCAUGCAUGCCUUGGGGUUCCCGCAUGAGCACACCCGCCCAGACCGCGCCGAUUACGUCAGUAUCAAGUGGGCCAAUAUUAAAGAGAGUGCAAAGUCUCAGUACUAUAUGGACGAGAGAUACCCAACCAUGGAGGUGCCGUAUGACCUGCAUUCCAUCAUGCAUUACGGGAAGUUCGACUUCGCUGUGGAUAAGAGUCAGCCCACGAUGGUGCCAGAUCCGUGGGUCGACGGGGGGCUGGGGGGCCACUCGCUCUCCUGGAGGGACAAGAGGAAAGUCAACGUCUUCUACCAGUGUCCCGAUGUCUGAGGCCGACGUCUGUUUCGGGCCACGAAGGAAAUUACUGACGUUUGUUUUCGGAUCGGGGUUCUGGUACCGAUUGCGGGGAAAUCGAGUUUUGUUUUGAUUAUAGCACAGUUUACGUAAUGUAGAAGAAGCUCUGUAUUUGCAAUGUCUAUAUAUUAUUACAUGUCAGCAGGUGGAUG
Molecule: messenger RNA, 1025 nt
Organism: Penaeus vannamei (Pacific white shrimp)
Lineage: Eukaryota; Metazoa; Arthropoda; Malacostraca; Decapoda; Penaeidae
Product: astacin
Biological process (GO): proteolysis
Molecular function (GO): zinc ion binding; metalloendopeptidase activity
Source: RefSeq, a predicted model, not a curated record